AUGGCAUCGCCUCCGAAAAAUCUGGAAGAAGAAAUUAUCAGAGAGAUAACAAAACGAAUCUUGCAAAAUAGAUAUGGGUUUAGUGAGGAUCAAGUAAAUGCCUUAUUCUCAAUCCAGAAAAACGGAAGUAGCUACAGUGUAACUGCCUCAGAUAAAAAC
Molecule: messenger RNA, 159 nt
Organism: Paraglomus brasilianum
Lineage: Eukaryota; Fungi; Glomeromycota; Glomeromycetes; Paraglomerales; Paraglomeraceae
Source: the annotation of a GenBank genome assembly